Molecule: messenger RNA, 1879 nt
Organism: Miniopterus natalensis
Lineage: Eukaryota; Metazoa; Chordata; Mammalia; Chiroptera; Miniopteridae
Gene: TSSC4
Product: tumor suppressing subtransferable candidate 4
Source: RefSeq, a predicted model, not a curated record
GCCUGGAGACACAGGUGCGGGGCGCCCUGGGCCCGGAGAUACAGGUGCGGGGCGCAGACGCCUGCAGCGGCCCCGCUGUGCUCAGCUGGGAAGGGGGUGGGAGCGAUGCGGGAGCCGCGCCCCUGGAAGUAGCUGCAGGGGCGGCUGGCACUCACCUCGGCCCAGCAAGGCUGCUGCAGGUGAUGGCUGACCUGGCCCCUCAGGCGCCCAGGACUUGGCUGCAGACCCCUCGAGCUCUCAGGGCCUCUCGCAGCAAACGGGAGCCCGCCUUCCGCAGGCGGGCAGAUGCCCCGGCGCCCUCUCAACAUCCUGCACGGCGCUCUUAGUGCAGAGCUGAGGCCGCCCUUGGCCCUGGGUUCAAGCCCUGGCUGCCUGCCUGCUGCCACCAUCCCCGCACCAGCAGGCCCCUUAGUCGCUGCGUUGAGACUUAGCUUGAGGAUUGUUGGUGCUGAGCGAGAUGACGGGUAAAGCCCGGCUCCCUGGCCUGCGCCGCUCCCCGGGCCGGCUCUGCCCCUUUGCAGUCGGGUCUGAUGGGCUGUCCUUUCUUUCCUACCUCCUUUCCUCAGCUACAGCAGAGCAGCUGAACACAGCCGUGCGGGGACAUCAGGGUUGAGGACACAGCCCAGCCUCUGCCCCCUCUACCAGCACCCUGCCUGCCAGCGCUUGGGCAUCAGGACGGGCACCCGGCACACAGGAAGGUGUUCCGAGGCCUAGACACACAUGGCCGAGGUGGGGGCCGGCGAGCCCUCUCCUGGCAUGGAGGUCGAGCAAGGGACAGAGUAUGACGUCCUGCCUCCCCACACCCUCUCUCUCAGCGACUCCGACUCUGACCUCAGCCUGCCUGGCAGUGUGGAGCUGGAGGCUCUGUCCCCAGAGGGGCCACCUGGGGAGGCCCAGGGGGACUCAGGCCCUGACACGCCACCCUCGCCGCCCAGGGCCCCCUUGGCAGCUGCUGUGCAGCCUUUCCACUUGCGGGGCACAAGCAGCACCUUCUCCCAGCGCAGCCACAGUAUCUUUGACUGCCUGGAGGGGGCGGCUAGGCGGGCUCCAGCCCCCACGGUCCAGGCUUUUGUGGGUGACAGUGGGGGCUUCAAGCAGCCCCUGGUGCCCUCAGGCCGGCCUCUAGCAGAGUGCCCAGGCAGAGCCAGGCAGAACCUUGUCCCCUCAAGGUUACCCCCUGUUCCCGACUACGUGGCCCACCCUGAGCGCUGGACCAAGUAUAGCCUGGAAGACGUGGCCGAGGCCAGCGAGCAGAGCAACCGGGCCGCCGCCCUGGACUUCCUGGGCUCCCAGAGCUCAGCUGCCCCCAGCGACUAUGUGCCCUCGUUCAACCAGGACCCGUCUAGCAGUGGGGAGGGAAGAGUCAUCUUCACCAGACCAACCCGAGCUACCGAGACCAGACCUGAGAGGAAGAGGGCCCUAAGGAAGGCAGGGGAGCCUGGUGGGGGCGAGGGGUCUGUGGAGCUGGCUCACCUGGCCAGGCCUGGGAGCCCAGAGGCUGAGGAGGCAGGCAGCCCUCAGGGGGGCCUGCAGGAGGUGGGCAUGCCCGAGGGCGUCCCCCACAGUGUGCCAGCGGCCGGCCCCCCUGCUGUGGAGACUGUGGGCUUCCACGGCAGCAGGAAGCGGAGUCGAGACCACUUCCGGAACAAGGGUGGGGGCCCUGACACCCCAGGUGCCGAGGCCUGACAGCAGAGACUGCGCCCAAUUUAGGAGUCCUGCCCCUUGGGCAGGGAGCCUGGUGGGCAGCCUGUAGGUGGCGCCAGUGGCCCUGCCUGGGGCUCAGGCAAUGGUCUUUGGAUCCGAAACCUUGCCAAAGGGACUGGAAGCCCUGGACUGCUGGGUGUCCAUGGGGGACAAUAAAGGUUUGGGGUAUUUCUCA